CAGCGCGCUACCCGCUUUUGCCUGGCUUCCCGGCUUAAUUUUCCUCGGCGAGAUUAAAGUUGGAAAUUGAGCGGAGAAUUGAGUUGCCCGGGAACAGAGCCGCGGCCGCCGCCAGAGCGAUGUUCCCGCAGAGCCGGCACCCGACGCCGCACCAGGCUGCAGGCCAGCCCUUCAAGUUCACUAUCCCGGAGUCCCUGGACCGGAUUAAAGAGGAAUUUCAGUUCCUGCAGGCGCAGUAUCACAGCCUUAAAUUGGAAUGUGAGAAACUGGCAAGUGAAAAGACAGAAAUGCAGAGGCACUAUGUGAUGUAUUAUGAAAUGUCAUAUGGAUUAAACAUAGAAAUGCAUAAACAGACUGAAAUCGCCAAGAGAUUGAAUACGAUUUGUGCACAAGUCAUCCCAUUUCUGUCUCAGGAACAUCAACAGCAGGUGGCCCAGGCUGUCGAACGUGCCAAACAGGUGACCAUGGCAGAGCUGAAUGCCAUCAUCGGGGUACGUGGCCUACCAGGUCUACCUCCUACACAGCAGCAGUUGCAAGCUCAGCAUCUUUCUCACGGCCAUGGACCUCCAGUGCCCCUCACCCCUCACCCUUCGGGACUUCAGCCUCCUGGAAUCCCGCCCCUCGGCGGCAGUGCCGGCCUCCUGGCGCUGUCUAGUGCUCUGAGUGGCCAGUCUCACUUGGCAAUUAAAGAUGACAAGAAGCACCACGAUGCAGAGCACCACAGAGACAGAGAACCGGGCACAAGUAACUCCCUCUUGGUCCCAGACAGUCUAAGAGGCACAGAUAAACGCAGAAAUGGACCCGAGUUUUCCAAUGACAUCAAAAAAAGAAAGGUGGACGAUAAGGACUCCAGCCACUAUGACAGCGAUGGUGACAAAAGUGAUGACAACUUAGUUGUGGAUGUGUCUAAUGAGGACCCCUCGUCUCCACGAGCAAGCCCCGCCCACUCACCCAGGGAAAAUGGGAUCGACAAAAACCGUCUGCUAAAGAAAGACGCCUCCAGCAGCCCGGCAUCCACCGCCUCCUCGGGAAGUUCCACUUCUUUGAAAUCCAAAGAAAUGAGCUUGCAUGAAAAAGCCAGCACGCCUGUUCUGAAAUCCAGCACACCGACACCUCGGAGUGACAUGCCAACGCCGGGCACCAGCGCCACUCCAGGACUACGUCCAGGCCUCGGCAAGCCUCCAGCCAUGGACCCCCUCGUUAACCAAGCGGCGGCCGGCCUGAGGACGCCCCUGGCGGUGCCGGGUCCGUACCCUGCGCCUUUCGGGAUGGUGCCCCACGCGGGCAUGAACGGCGAGCUGACCAGUCCCAGCGCCGCCUACGCCAGCCUCCACAACAUGUCGCCGCAGAUGAGCGCGGCCGCCGCCGCGGCCGCCGUGGUGGCCUACGGGCGCUCCCCGAUGGUUGGGUUUGAUCCUCCCCCUCACAUGCGUGUACCUACGAUCCCUCCAAACCUGGCAGGAAUCCCCGGGGGGAAGCCCGCAUACUCCUUCCACGUUACUGCGGACGGUCAGAUGCAGCCUGUCCCCUUCCCCCCGGACGCCCUCAUUGGCCCCGGCAUCCCCCGCCACGCUCGCCAGAUCAACACCCUGAACCACGGGGAGGUGGUGUGUGCGGUGACCAUCAGCAACCCCACGCGACACGUGUACACGGGCGGCAAGGGCUGCGUCAAGGUCUGGGACAUCAGCCACCCCGGCAACAAGAGCCCCGUCUCUCAGCUCGACUGUCUGAACAGGGAUAACUACAUCCGUUCCUGCAAAUUGCUCCCUGAUGGCUGCACUCUCAUAGUGGGAGGGGAAGCCAGUACCCUGUCCAUUUGGGACCUGGCGGCUCCCACCCCGCGCAUCAAGGCAGAGCUGACGUCCUCGGCCCCCGCCUGCUACGCCUUGGCCAUCAGCCCCGACUCCAAGGUCUGCUUCUCAUGCUGCAGCGACGGCAACAUCGCCGUGUGGGACCUGCACAACCAGACGCUGGUGAGGCAAUUCCAGGGCCACACAGACGGGGCCAGCUGUAUUGACAUUUCUAACGACGGCACCAAGCUCUGGACGGGCGGCUUGGACAACACGGUCCGGUCCUGGGACCUGCGUGAAGGGCGGCAGCUGCAGCAGCACGACUUCACCUCCCAGAUAUUCUCCCUUGGUUAUUGCCCAACUGGGGAGUGGCUGGCCGUGGGCAUGGAGAGCAGCAACGUGGAAGUUCUCCACGUGAACAAACCUGACAAGUACCAGCUGCAUCUCCACGAGAGCUGUGUGCUCUCCCUGAAAUUUGCUUAUUGUGGUAAAUGGUUUGUGAGUACUGGAAAAGAUAACCUCCUCAAUGCUUGGCGGACACCCUAUGGAGCUAGCAUAUUCCAGUCCAAAGAGUCCUCAUCCGUGCUCAGCUGUGACAUCUCUGUGGAUGAUAAGUACAUAGUCACUGGCUCAGGGGACAAGAAAGCUACAGUCUAUGAAGUCAUCUACUGAAAACAUUAUGUGGUUUAACGUUUAUAGUUGAAUUGGGCCAAAAUGUUUUGAAUUUGUAGAAAUAGAAAAGUUAUAACUUUAAAAACACAAAAACCUGUUUCCAAACCUUGACACAAAACUACUUUGCGUCUACAAAGAGGAGGCCGUGAGCACAUCAACAGAAGGUCACCUACCUACCUAGACCAAAUGGAGCACCGAGGCAAAGUGGACAGAGGGGUGAGGGUUGUGGGCUUGAGGAAUGGAGCCCGCUGACCUGGGCAGAGUCCAUCCUUUUCUUUCUGUGAGAUCUGCCGAGAUUACCUUUCUGUUCCUUGCCGUUCCCCUCCUGUCUGUCCGUGGUAGAGCAGUGGUGUCUCCAAUGAACUUGUUUCCUCGUUUUGCAUCUUGUGAAAUGUUUUUUUGUAUUUUUGUUGAAGGUUAAACAUUUGUAUAAAUUGUAAAUAUAUUUGGUUUAUUACAGUAAAGGCUUUAGUACCAAUAAGUGGU
Molecule: messenger RNA, 2948 nt
Organism: Globicephala melas (long-finned pilot whale)
Lineage: Eukaryota; Metazoa; Chordata; Mammalia; Artiodactyla; Delphinidae
Product: transducin-like enhancer protein 1
Biological process (GO): regulation of DNA-templated transcription; negative regulation of canonical Wnt signaling pathway
Cellular component (GO): transcription regulator complex; nucleus
Molecular function (GO): transcription corepressor activity; protein binding
Source: RefSeq, a predicted model, not a curated record